Molecule: messenger RNA, 870 nt
Organism: Fraxinus pennsylvanica
Lineage: Eukaryota; Viridiplantae; Streptophyta; Magnoliopsida; Lamiales; Oleaceae
Source: the annotation of a GenBank genome assembly
AUGAGUUAUCGGAAAUGGCUUCCUAAUUUUGUGUUCCUAAUCUGUCUGAUAAACCUUGUUGUUACUGUCAAAUCCGAGUUCCCAACAAAUAUUAAUUUCAAUUAUAAUUGUACAGCUAACGGUACUUACACAAGUAAUAGCACGUACAAGACAAACCUUGAUACCCUCCUCUCCACUGUCUCGCCUAAUAUUGACAACAAUGGAUUCUACAAUGCUUCAACCGGAGAAAAUUCCGACAGAGUCAAUGUCAUUGCGCUCUGUAGAGCAGAUCUUCAGCCUUAUCAAUGUCGUGAUUAUGUCAAAAAUGCUACGGUUGAAAUCUUAAAGAAGUGUCCGAAUCAAAAACAGGCUAUUUUUUGGCACGAAUUUUGCAUGGUACGAUACUCCAACGAGAGUAUCUUCGGAACUCUUGCGUAUUCUCCUUCAGACCAGGGUUAUAGUAAUGAAAAAGUACUCACAAAUCUAGACGAGUUUUACCAGGAUCUUAACAUACUAUUGGAUAGUCUUCGAAACCAGACUGCCUAUAAUAGCUCCCCCAUGAAAUUUGCUGCAGAUAGGCGAGUUAACCGGAAAAAAGAGCAAAAUUAUGCGUUUGAGCAGUGCACACCUGAUAUAACACCGAAGGAAUGUGAUGAUUGCUUAAAAGAUUCUGCUUUACGCAUUCAAAUUGGUCCUUAUGGAGGUAGAAUCCUUAGGCCCAGUUGCUAUCUUCGCUUUGAAACUGAUUUUCCCUUCUACAAUGAGACUAUGGUUGAUAUACUCCAACCACCAGCAAAGUCGCCCCCACCGCUGUCACCACCAACAGCAUCGCCGCCCCCGCCGCUUUCACCACCAGGUGGUGGUGGCGGCGGCGGCGAUGCAGAGACUUGA